GGCCAAAUUGAAAUUUUUUGCUUCUAAAUUCGCUCGUCCGAUUCAUGGGCGAAUAAUGGAAGGGCAAUCGAUGGCGGCGGCGGAGGCCGAGAAGGCUACUUCGGACAUGGAAGAGGUCCUCAAGCCCUUCUUCCAAAGGGCUUCUGAAGCUGAGGAUCGAUUAGCAAAGUUGGAGACCUUGCUUGCCAAGAAAGGCGAGACGGAUGGUGGAUGCGCAAACACGGAAAUAUCAUCCAUCAUCAUUAACGAUUUCCAGUCGAAGCUAGAAGCUGCACAGGCUGAAUUAGCAAGUGAAAGAGACAAGGCCGCGAAGGAAAUACAAAAACUUACAGCAGAAAACCGGAAACUUCAAUAUCGGAUCACUCAUCUAAUUAGUGCAGUGAAGGAUGCUGAUGCCAAAUUGACAACUUAAGUGGUGGUUUUCAACAUAAUCUCUUACCUUUUCUCUAUAGAUUAUAGAUUUAUGAGUUAGAAUUUAUGUACCUUUUAAGCUUGUGUUACAGAAUAUCCAUUUGGUUUUUGGUUUGUGAUAACUUUUAUUUUGACUUUGGAAACAUUUUUCUCUUCUUUUGACAAAAAAAAAUCUUCAUAUAAUUGCAGUCUAUUUAUUAUGGUUGUCUCGA
Messenger RNA from Zingiber officinale, 623 nucleotides. RefSeq lists its product as uncharacterized. Bases 56 to 412 code for a protein of 118 amino acids. The record is from RefSeq and is a predicted model, not a curated record. The transcript has 4 exons. NCBI's taxonomy places the organism in Eukaryota, Viridiplantae, Streptophyta, Magnoliopsida, Zingiberales, Zingiberaceae.